This is a messenger RNA of Alnus glutinosa, 738 nucleotides long. RefSeq lists its product as uncharacterized. The record is from RefSeq and is a predicted model, not a curated record. Bases 1 to 738 code for a protein of 245 amino acids. Lineage: Eukaryota; Viridiplantae; Streptophyta; Magnoliopsida; Fagales; Betulaceae. The transcript has 3 exons.
AUGAGGAACCCCUUUAAGGUAGAGUCACUUCGUAUACCUACCCCUGUCAGGGAAACUGCUAAGAAGUUCAUUAGUUUUAAAGUGGGUGAGGGUACAUCUAUCUCUCUCUGGUUUGACCUCUGGCACCCAGCUGGUAGAUUGCUGGAUACUUAUGGCUUUCGUAUUGUUUAUGAUAUUGGAAGCAAUCUUGAUGCCCGACUUUCUUCUGUUAUCAAGGAUGGGAAAUGGUCAUGGCCGCCUGCUAGGUCGGAUACCCUUGUGCAAAUUCAGAAUAGGUUGUUUGAUGUUGAUAUUGGGGAUAGGGAUAUUCCGGUUUGGAGUUCAAGAAAUGGGGUUUACUCAUGCACUGAUACAUGGAAUUGUCUUAGGACAAAAUUUCCGGAGGCCCCUUGGUGUAAUGUUGUCUGGUCUCCUUUGGCUAUUCCUAGGGACGCUUUUAUUUUGGGGCUUGUUUUCCGUGAUGCCCUUAAUCCUUGUGUGGAAUGGGAUGAUAUAGUGGACUGGUUCUGUAAGAUGGAAGGCUGUAGUUUGCAGGUGCUUAUCUGUAAACUUUGUUUGGCAGCAGUUGUGUAUCACUUGUCGUGCUUGAGAAACGACUUAUGUCAUGGGAACACACCCCGAACUGAAGAGGCUCUUGUAGCUCGUAUUCAAUGGGAAGUCAGAAGUAGAAUCAUGUUUAGAAGGUUCACUGAGCAAUCUGAUAUGGCUAGUAGGCUUAAACGGCUUUGGAAGUCAUAG